CUCUCUUCUGCUGCUUCCCUCUCCCCCAUAACUAUCACUAUUUAGAAUUUUCAAUGUGGAAAAGGAAGCUGAUUGUUGAAGCAUAAAUCCCGGGAGACCACUUUUGCAUUUUCAAAUAAUUAAAUUAAACCAUAGAUACACACACACAGUUACUUACUCUUUUAGGGUUUCCCAAUAAAUUUAUAGUACUUUAAUGUGUUUCAUGAUAUUGAUGAUAAAUGCUAGCUGUAUUUACAAUGGGGGCUCCUCUUUUUUUUUCUUUAUGUUAUUUUCAUUUUUUAUUUCUCAUAGCUAUAUAGCAAAGCCAAAGUGAAUAAUAAUACUAGUGAGAGAAAGAGAAGAUGGAGAGUGGUUCCAACAGCACUUCUUGUCCAAUGGCUUUUGCCGGGGAUAAUAGUGAUGGUCCGAUGUGUCCUAUGAUGAUGAUGAUGCCGCCCAUCAUGACAUCACAUCAACAUCAUGGUCAUGAUCAUCAACAUCAACAACAAGAACAUGAUGGUUAUGCAUAUCAGUCACACCACCAACAAAGUAGUUCCCUUUUUCUUCAAUCACUAGCUCCUCCCCAAGGAACUAAGAACAAAGUUGCUUCUUCUUCUUCUCCUUCCUCUUGUGCUCCUGCCUAUUCUCUAAUGGAGAUCCAUCAUAACGAAAUCGUUGCAGGAGGAAUCAACCCUUGCUCCUCUUCCUCUUCUUCAGCCUCUGUCAAGGCCAAGAUCAUGGCUCAUCCUCACUACCACCGCCUCUUGGCCGCUUAUGUCAAUUGUCAGAAGGUUGGAGCACCACCGGAGGUUGUGGCGAGGCUAGAGGAGGCAUGCUCGUCUGCCGCAGCCGCUGCCGCAUCUAUGGGACCAACAGGAUGUCUAGGUGAAGAUCCAGGGCUUGAUCAAUUCAUGGAAGCUUACUGUGAAAUGCUCGUUAAGUAUGAGCAAGAGCUCUCCAAACCUUUCAAGGAAGCUAUGGUCUUCCUUCAACGUGUCGAGUGUCAAUUCAAAUCCCUCUCUCUAUCCUCACCUUCCUCUUUCUCCGGUUAUGGAGAGACAGCAAUUGAUAGGAACAAUAAUGGGUCAUCCGAGGAAGAAGUCGAUAUGAACAAUGAAUUUGUAGAUCCACAAGCUGAGGAUAGAGAGCUUAAAGGACAGCUCUUGCGCAAGUACAGUGGUUACUUAGGGAGCCUCAAGCAAGAGUUCAUGAAGAAGAGGAAGAAAGGAAAGCUCCCUAAAGAAGCUCGUCAACAACUGCUUGAUUGGUGGAGCCGUCACUACAAAUGGCCUUACCCUUCGGAGCAACAAAAGCUCGCCCUUGCGGAAUCAACGGGGCUGGACCAGAAACAGAUAAACAAUUGGUUCAUAAACCAGAGGAAACGGCAUUGGAAGCCGUCGGAGGACAUGCAGUUUGUAGUAAUGGACGCAACACAUCCUCACCAUUACUUCAUGGAUAAUGUCUUGGGCAAUCCUUUCCCAAUGGAUCACAUCUCCUCCACCAUGCUUUGAUCGAUCCUUUAAAACGUUUAUUUCAUUAUAUUUAUAAUCGUUAAACAGCUUAUAAUAUGUAUAAUCUAUGGUUCUCGGUAUACUUGGAACAUAUGAAACAUGUUCCGAUUGAUGAACAAGCGUUUGAUGUUGUGGUGUGUAUCCUUUUGUGUUGUUCUAUUGUUAUGCGAAAUUCCUAUUCCUAUUAUAAUGAUAGUAAAGCUUUUUUGAUCUA
Arabidopsis thaliana (thale cress) is the source of this 1704-nucleotide messenger RNA. It is a transcript of the gene STM, whose product is annotated as KNOX/ELK homeobox transcription factor. Gene Ontology annotation, cellular component: nucleus; plasma membrane; endosome. The coding region runs from base 342 to 1490 and encodes 382 amino acids. The record is from RefSeq and is marked reviewed. Gene Ontology annotation, biological process: regulation of DNA-templated transcription. The transcript is spliced from 4 exons. Gene Ontology annotation, molecular function: nucleic acid binding; DNA binding; DNA-binding transcription factor activity, RNA polymerase II-specific. Lineage: Eukaryota; Viridiplantae; Streptophyta; Magnoliopsida; Brassicales; Brassicaceae.